UCCGAUUUUCCCGUUUUUCACACUUCGCCCACCUCACACCUCGGCGACCCUAGUUGAGCACACCCACAAAAGACCUAUCCAUAUCUCAAUAUAAAACCACAGAUAUGCUUUCAAACUACACCCACGACGACCCCAACGACCCCGCCUCCAAACCCACAUCCCCAUCCCAAUCCUUCGACACCCUCAAACAACUCAGCCAAACCCACCACCCAAAAAAGCAAUCCCCAUCCCCACCCUCGAAACACAAAUUCUUCUCCGACUUUACAAACUCGUCACCGGGGGCUGGUAAAACGACCACGACCACGUCGUCGCCUUCGUCUUUGUUUGGGUAUAGACCUGCAUCACCGUUGGGGAUCUCGGGGGGUGCGUUGGAGGAUGAGUCGCCUCCGUUUUCGGAGUCGUCUAUGGAGCUGGAUGACGAUCACCCAAUUAAAAAUGAGUAUAAUGGGGCGGAUCACAACGGGGUGAAUCAGAACGAUCCAGACGUGGGCGUGAUUUCGUCGUCGUUCCAGUUUUUGAGCGACGAAGGAAGCGGGACGAGGGUUUUGAGGGACGAUGAGUUUUCGGCGUUUGAUGAGCGGGGGAUUUUGGGUGGGCCUUCCAUUCUGUUUGAGGCGGGAGAGGGGGAGAAUACGUAUCCGGAGGAGGAGGAGGAGAGGGGGAGCGGAGAGAAGGAGCGGAGUGGGUUGGGGGACGGGCGGGACGAGGAUGUGAGAGUUGAGGAUGUGAGGGGGGAUGCCUUUGUCGGAGAGGAUGGGGUUGAGGAGGUGGUUGUUUUGCAAGAGACCGUGAGGGAGGUGCUGAUCGAGACUGUGGAAUUGGAGCACGAAGUCGCCAUGGACGCACCAUUCACCGAAUUCGACGACCUCGACAAUCUAGACGGCGAUGACGAAUCAAACUUAACCCACUCCCCAACCCUCCAACACACCCUCGACCAAUCCACCACCCAUUUCUCCCUGCACCCCAACGACUCCUACACCGCCUUCCUCCAAGAAUGCGACACCCCGGCCUUCCGCAACGCCGCACGCCGCCAGUUGCUCUCCCCACUAGGGUCCACCUCCCCAUCACCGUUAUUCCCUCUUCUCUCCUCCCCCCGCCCCGCGACGCUCGACGACCAUAUCAACCGCUACCGCCACGCUCUCGCGGAACUGAGGAAACUGAGGGAGUUGAGAACGGCGUACGAGCGCGCGUAUGGCGAGGACAUGGGCGAUCUGCAGUGGUAUGAUCUGGACCGCGUGAGGAGGGGCGCGUUGGGGAAGGUGGCGGAGUUGAGGGAUUUGGAGGGGGAGAUGGAGCGGUUGAUUCGCAAGGUCCAGGAGGAUGAUGAGGCAAAACACAAACCAGCCCUCCAGCACAUCGCCGCCCACUCCCUAACCCUGGACGCGAAACAAGCCGAGAUCGAGUCUCUGGAAGCCAAACUGGCGCGUAAACGCCGCCGGCAGCACUGUCGCGAGAACGAGGUUGUCCAGCUGCGGAGAGAUGUGCGGGAGAUGCAGUCGGCGGUGCAGGUGCUUGUGGAUGAGGGGGGGCAGAGGAUUGCUGCUUUGGUAUGUUGUGGGGGUUUUUGGUGAGAGAUGGCAUGGGCGGGUUAUCAUGAGGUGGUGGCUAACGAUAACCGAGUGACAACAGAAUUUACCAUGGCCGGCCCUCUACGUCUUCUGCGCCGUCGGGCUGUUCAUCUGUGCUAUCAUCAUGUAAGCCCCCCCUCCUGUGCCAAAUCACACC
This is a messenger RNA of Fimicolochytrium jonesii, 1725 nucleotides long. RefSeq lists its product as uncharacterized. Bases 105 to 1571 code for a protein of 488 amino acids. Lineage: Eukaryota; Fungi; Chytridiomycota; Chytridiomycetes; Spizellomycetales; Powellomycetaceae. The transcript has 2 exons. The record is from RefSeq and is a predicted model, not a curated record.